GACAGCCGGAAGUCUGCGUGAGGCUGCCUCGCGCUGGGGCUUCGGCGUUGACAGUUUUUUUCUCCCCUCUUCUUCUUUUUUUUUUAAUCCUCGAUUUUUUUUUUUAUUUUCACAGCGACGAAGAACGAGAGAGCGAGGGAGACAUAGAUAAUGUUUUCAAGGCACACCUCUUUCAGACUAAAUACUCGUUUGUAGCUAGCUAAAGAGCUGUCUAGCUAUGAUGAAAAUCCUUCUUUCUUUGGCAAUGUUCACUUGUAAACAAAUUUUAAAAAUACUUAUUUUAAUUCUGUCUUCCUGCGUGGAACAUAUAUUUGACAGUUGUUCGGCGCUUCCGAUUCACAAAAACUUCGAACAUGCAAUUCCCCCCUAUUUUAUGUGGAAAAUAUAUAUUACCGAGCUAAUUUCGAGCUAACUAUUAUUCGGUACACUUUAUUAAUUACCAAGCAUCUAAUCGCAGUCAAUUGUCUGCAUUACAGUUAGCAAAAUAUUAGCGCAUGCUAAUUUUCUAUCGUGCAGAUCUCCAGAAAGUGGAAACUGCAUCGAUACAUUUAAUAAUAAUAAUAUUUUAUUGAGGCAAACAAUUCAUACAUCAGCUAGCAGUGCUUUAUAAUUAAUAGAGAACAAUUCAGCGUAAGUUGUGUCCCGUACGGCGCCAACCCCAGCGGAAAGAAGAAUGAUGGAAGAUUCCCAUUUUAACUCCUCGUACUUCUGGUCUCCAGUUCCAACAGUGCAAGGACAGAUCGAAAACGCCAUGUUUCUGAACAAGAUGAAAGAGCAGCUGGGCCCUGACAAGAACCCCUCUUUCCCUCACCCCUCCCACUACCCCACCACUGUGCUCACUGUGCCAGGCUCAGUCACUAUGGACACAGCAGGGCGGACACCUAAGCAGGAGGGAGGAGGUGGCACCUCACUGGCAGUCAGUGGCCACCUCCACCCUCCGCAUACCACCCAGAACAUCACCGUGUUGCCAAUGCCCUCUUCCGGUAUCAUGGCGGCAGCUGGGCUGGUAAUCACCACUCCCCAAGGUACGCUGGUCUCCCCUCCAUCCUCAUCGCAGUCCUUUGUCUCCGGACAUCCUACGACAACCAUGAUAGUGUCAACGCUACAUGCCCCGAGUACAGAUAAAAAAGACGACAUCGGCAUUUCCCCAGCUGUCGUCAUGCCGACACCCUCUAAACGGGGCCGGAAGAAGAAGACGGAGCUGUCUCGUGCUGGCCCCACCCCAGGCGGCCACCCCCUCUCCGCAGGAAGUGACGCGCUCAUCUUGGCACACCUGGCAGCAGGGGGGCAGCACCACACCGCUGACCCAUAUGACCUUUCGAAUGAUGAGGACGACCAUGGCGGCAAAGACAGCAGCAAGUCUUACAGGUGCCGGAUGUGUGCAGUGACCUUCUUCAGUAAGUCAGACAUGCAGAUCCACGCCAAGUCGCACACAGAGGCCAAACCGCACAAAUGCCCGCAUUGCUCCAAGUCCUUCGCCAACUCCAGCUACCUGGCGCAGCACAUCCGCAUCCACAGCGGGGCCAAGCCCUACACCUGCUCCUUCUGCCAGAAAUCGUUCAGGCAGCUCAGUCACUUACAGCAGCACACACGAAACCAUACAGAGGCCAAACCACACAAAUGCCCGCAUUGCUCCAAGUCCUUCGCCAACUCCAGCUACCUGGCGCAGCACAUCCGCAUCCACACCGGGGUGAAGCCCUACACCUGCUCCUUCUGCCAGAAAUCAUUCAGGCAGCUCAGUCACCUGCAGCAACACAACAGGAUCCACACUGGAGACAGGCCUUAUAAAUGCGUGCACCCGGGAUGCGACAAAGCCUUCACACAGCUGUCCAACCUGCAGUCCCACCGGCGGCAGCACAACAAGGACAAGCCGUUUAAAUGUCACAACUGCAACCGGGGCUACACGGACUCAGCCAGCCUGGAGGUGCACCUGUCCACCCACACAGUCAAGCACGCCAAGCUGUUCUCCUGUGGCCUGUGCAACCGCACGUACACUUCGGAGACGUACCUAAUGAAACACAUGAGGAAGCACAACCCUGACCCCCUGAGCGCGGCUGCUGUUGUCUCUGCUCAGCAGUCGCAGCAGCAGCCCCAAGGCGGUGGGGGUGGGGGGCAGAGCCGGGGGGAACGAGGAGAGAGUGGAGCAGUAGUAGUGGGAUCCAACACUGGGGCUGGGGGUGGCCAGGCUCAGAACCAAGGCAACCACCACGCCCCCAGCAGUUACCCACAGGCGGAUGCCGUGCCCUGCCCCUUUGACCUCCACCAGUACAAGACAGUGUCAGCUGGGGACAUCCAGUACAAGCCAGUGAGCGUGGCUGAACUGACGGCCCACAAGGACCUCUGCCUGACUGUCUCAACCUCAACCAUCCAGGUGGAACACCUCAACUCAUAGAGCUAGUGGUGGGGAAUGGCGUGGAGGAAUGCGCAAACUGUACAGAGAGUGCCACUGUGAGCGUGGUGUUUAUAGGAAUAAAGACUGACGAAGAGGAUAAGACGGGUGCGUCUUGGGGGUUUGGACAUACCACCCCCCCACACACACACACACACCUUGCAGUGAAAGGAGAAUCAUGAGAAGAAUGACAGUGAUGGAGGAGUAUAGAUGUGGAAGGAUGAGCACCAUCAAGCAAAAGGCUGUGAGAGAGAGGGACCUACAUUUUUGUUCUUUUUUUUUAAAUCAGUUUUUCAUUUUUUUUUUAAUUGUUCUUAGUUUAAUUUUAAUGUUUUUCCUUGUUAUAUCGGGAUAGUUUGGAAGUGGAAGGAAGUGAGUGAGCCAAGUGAGCGACUGAGAAGAGAAUGAAUGAUGAACAAGGAAUAAAUGAAGAUGAGAGAUUUGUAAAGUUAAUUUUUUUUUUUUGGAUAUUUUAUAUCUUUCCACUCUUCCCUGGGAAACCUACAUCGGCAAAGGUGGCUAUAAAAACUAUGGAAUAUCAAUAGUAUUCAUAACAACAGUUGCCAAGCACUCUGUGAAAGUCUGUUUUUAUACUUUCAUACAGAUAGCUGUAGCUUAUUGUUUCUAUAAUUAUUCUUGAUAAAAAUAGUCUGAACUGUUACUGUAAAAUGUAAGAUAAGCUGGCAAAAAAAUGAUAAGGGAAGGUUAUGCUUCUAGGAAAUAAAAAAUAUAUUAGAAAGAAGUUAUAUAUAUAUAUAUAUAUAUAUGUAUAUGUAUAUAUAUAUAUAUAUGUAUAUAUAUAAUAAAUCAGGGUUUCCCUUGUGGGAGGGGUAAUUGGUUGAGUUAUUUUAAACCAGUAACAAAAUGUAAACUGCACAUUCCGCCAACAGGACCCUUCAGUUUCACCUUGUUUCUUUAAAUGUUGCACUGUUUACUAUCCCAGACUUGCCCAUAUGGUGCAGAUCGCCAUGCUGACGGAGCACUGUGGGGAAACCCUGUAUAUUAGUGUGUUAAAAAGAUUCACACGUAAAAAAAAAUCCUAAUACAUGUAUCCUGCCAUCAACCAGUUACAGAGUCUACAUUUAGCCCAUGGUUAUGUUUGAGAAUGGUUUCGAUUGGCUGGUGCUUGUUAUGUGUAAUCCUUGUAGUAUUUCAUUAUGCGUCAAAAAUAACAUGGUUUUCAAAAUUAUUAUUCUUACUAUUAUUAUUGCUCACUAUGUCUGCUGAAAUGAACUACAGCUAUAAUGAUGUCGAUGCUCCAUACUGUGUAGCCGAUGCAUCUGAAUUGACUGUUUCCCCUUACAAACCAAUAAAAGACAGAUGGAUACCGA
Paramormyrops kingsleyae is the source of this 3720-nucleotide messenger RNA. RefSeq names its product zinc finger protein 384 b (gene znf384b). NCBI's taxonomy places the organism in Eukaryota, Metazoa, Chordata, Actinopteri, Osteoglossiformes, Mormyridae. The record is from RefSeq and is a predicted model, not a curated record. Gene Ontology annotation, molecular function: DNA-binding transcription factor activity, RNA polymerase II-specific; RNA polymerase II cis-regulatory region sequence-specific DNA binding. Gene Ontology annotation, cellular component: nucleus. Gene Ontology annotation, biological process: regulation of transcription by RNA polymerase II.